CUGUGAACAUAGUAUCGACCACGUGGUUAAAUUAGGACCGCAGUAUUUUCUUGAUGAUUUUGAUGGCAAUUGUGUGUAAAAGUUGGUAGUCACGAAUAUUAAAUUGAAGCAUCAUAUGAAUGAUGCUGCUAAGCCUAUUUAAUAACGCGUAAAUAGUUUAGUAUAAACUAAAAACUCGUGGUCUACAUACGGACAUAUUCUGUUUUUUUUUUUGUAAUGGCUUCUUCCUCUUACGCACCAUUCUCUGCAGUCUUCAGCGGUUUCGCUGCAACCAAACCUAACCCACCUCCGACUUGUUCUGCUUUUCUCGUCCCUAAGCGAAGAUCAAAUUCUCGGAAUCUGAAAAAUGGGGUUUCCUUGAAAUCUUGGAAUAAGCAUGGGUUUCAAUUCAAAUCAAGAAAUUUGAGUGUGUAUGCAAGAGCUACUGAAGAGAAGACUGUUCAUGAUUUCACUGUAAAGGACAUAAGUGGGAAGGAUGUUUCCCUAGACAAAUUCAAAGGAAAACCUCUGUUGAUCGUUAACGUUGCUUCAAAAUGUGGUUUGACAUCAUCAAACUACACAGAGCUUUCACAAUUGUACGACAAAUACAGGAACCAAGGAUUUGAGAUUUUAGCUUUCCCUUGCAAUCAAUUUGGAGGUCAAGAACCCGAAUCAAACCCGGAUAUCAAGCGGUUCGUGUGUACCAGAUUUAAAGCUGAGUUCCCUAUAUUCGAUAAGGUUGAUGUGAAUGGACCGAGCACAGCUCCAAUCUACCAGUUCUUGAAAUCAAAGUCUGGUCGGUUCUUGGGUGAUCUCAUCAAGUGGAACUUUGAGAAAUUCUUGGUUGACAAAAAGGGCAACGUCGUCCAGAGAUACCCUCCCACGACUUCGCCUUUACAAAUUGAGAAAGACAUCCAGAAGUUGCUUGUGGCUUAAAUUUUAUUGUGUUCAUAAUGUGUGUAUAAGAGAUUCGUAGUGUCUCAAUAACCUGUUUAUUGUUGGUAUACCAGAAAUUCAGAUAGACAUGUAUCCCUUAUGUAACAGUCUUAUAGAAAUGACAUUAUACGAUCGGAAAUUCAAAUGAACAUUUAUGCACACUUUGGAGACA
Messenger RNA from Brassica oleracea var. oleracea, 1087 nucleotides. RefSeq names its product putative glutathione peroxidase 7, chloroplastic. The transcript is spliced from 6 exons. Gene Ontology annotation, biological process: response to oxidative stress. The record is from RefSeq and is a predicted model, not a curated record. The coding region runs from base 217 to 915 and encodes 232 amino acids. Lineage: Eukaryota; Viridiplantae; Streptophyta; Magnoliopsida; Brassicales; Brassicaceae. Gene Ontology annotation, molecular function: glutathione peroxidase activity.